Messenger RNA from Cladocopium goreaui, 897 nucleotides. The record is from the annotation of a GenBank genome assembly. NCBI's taxonomy places the organism in Eukaryota, Dinophyceae, Suessiales, Symbiodiniaceae.
GCCAAAGACGCUGGAUCUGCGGGAUAUGACGAGACGUGGGCUGAUGAAGCUGAAGCUCAGAAAUAUGAGUGCAUGAUCUGCAAGUGCGUGGCACGUUCCGCCCUCGCGCCAGCUUGUUGUGGCGAGCUUUUCUGUGAGCUCUGCUGGGUGCGAUGUCAAGGCCGAGAAGCCAGGUGUCCACACUGCCGUCAGGAUACUGUCCUAGCAGAUGCGGCGCACAAAGAUAGAAAGAUGAUUCAAAAUUUGGAGAUUCACUGUAGCUAUGGCUGCGGCGAUGUUCAUCGACUUGGAAACAAAGAAAGGCACGCCAACGAGUGCUUGAGACGGCCCGUGCGCUGCCCACGUUGUGAUGAAGAUUUAGAAGCUGUGGAGUUGGAGCAACACUUGGCGAGCUGCCAGGCUAGCUAUGCUUUCUGCAAACUCUGUGGUGAGCGAUAUGUCGCCGAUGAAUUGGAGGAGCACCUUGCCUCGAACGUCGGCAAACACAUGAAGGCCAUGAUGGGCGCUCUUCAGGAAUUGGAUGUCCUUCGCGCGGAAGUGGCCCAGCUCAAAGCUGUUGAUAAGGUCCAAAAAGCUCGUGAAGGUCGCGGAGGCGGCAUCCUGGCUCCGCCCGAGGGAGGCUCUAAAGCCUCGAAGGCCGCGGGGACGUUGUGGCACCCGGGCCGAAUCUGUCCCAAGCCCAACGGUAUCAAGCGCGAGAACUCCGAGGAGUCGAUCAAUUGGGAAGAUGGCUAUGGUUUUGAUGAGUAUUCUGUGGGAUGGCGCUCGGGAGACCUCACAGCCACGUUUCCCAAGACCGCUUCGGGCCGUGAGUUUGGCCCGUCCUUCUGGUCCUGCUGCGGCGGCUUACACGACGCCGUGGGCUGCCAACGGCGCCACGUCGAGCCACGGAACUAG